Messenger RNA from Exophiala viscosa, 2123 nucleotides. Its product is annotated as amidase. Lineage: Eukaryota; Fungi; Ascomycota; Eurotiomycetes; Chaetothyriales; Herpotrichiellaceae. The coding region runs from base 346 to 1977 and encodes 543 amino acids. The transcript has 4 exons. The record is from RefSeq and is a predicted model, not a curated record.
GCUCCGGUUCCGGUUUUGCAUAGGUGUUGUAUUCGAGGUGUCACGAAAAAUUCAGGAUGGAAGUUAUUAAAGUCUUUGUGGAUCCUGAAUUUAUUUGCAAUGCCUCCCGUAUAACAAGAGGGACGGUAUUGGGCGCCGAGGCCACCGUUCCCUGGGCCGGAGGGUUGGCCGGAGAUUUGGACGGUGCAUGCAUUGAAAAUUACCGAUGAGAUGGCAGGAUGCCAACGCCUGACUUUAGCAUUGCGUGGAGAUACAACAGGUAUAAAACUGCCCAGGAUUACUUCCUGAUGGCAGAAGCAUCCCCAAAAGUCAGCAAGCAAUCUUUCGAGGCGGUUCAAAGACAAGAUGACGGGCUAUGGGAAGGAUUAUCGCAGUAUUGCCGCCGACAAACAGCGACAACGACAGGACAAGAUUCCCGAGCAAUGGUUGAUCGACGCUCAAAAAUACGACAAAGCCACCAAUCUGCUACAAGUACCAGUCACUUGUGGGAUCUUGAAUGAGGUCGAGUGUCAGAUCACAUCCGAUUACGACGCGACGGCGCUCCUAGAGAAGAUCCAAGGAGAGGUCUGGUCUGUCGAACAGGUCACGGUCGCAUUUUGCAAACGAGCGGCCGUUGCUCACCAGUUGACCAAUUGUUUGACCGAGAUCUUUUUCUAUGAGGCCAUUGAGCGAGCACGACAACUCGACCGAGAACGGCGAGAGAGUCCCAAUGGCAAGGCUCUCCGACCUUUACACGGACUACCUAUCUCGCUCAAGGACAGCUUCCACAUCGUUGGACAGGAUACUUCCACAGGCCUGGCCUGCUUCGUGAACGAUCCAGCGGAGCAAAACAGUGCUCUCGCAGCCUUGCUACUUGACCUUGGUGCAAUUCUGUACUGCAAGACCAAUCUCCCUCAAACAAUCAUGACUGGGGACAGCGACAACAAUGUUUUCGGCAGGACAUUGAACCCUCACAACACCAACUUGACCGCAGGUGGAAGCACUGGAGGUGAAGGCGCACUGAUUGCCCUUCGUGGCAGCCUGCUUGGCGUGGGCACUGAUAUUGCCGGCAGCAUCCGUAUUCCCUCUCUAUGCAACGGACUCUACGGCUUCCGAGGCAGUGUAGGAGUGGUACCCCAUGGUGGCGUACGAGAUCUCGCCGUGCCGGGAACAGACGGCGUACGCUCAACCGCAGGUCCCAUGGCCACAUCAAUCCGAGACUGCCAACUUUUAAUGAAAGCCAUCAUGGAGUCAGAGACCUGGCGGUACGAUAGCACUGUUGUGUCAGUGCCCUGGAGAGGCCUAAAGGUCAGGGAAAAGCUGAGAAUUGGUCUGGUCGAAGACAAUGGCAUCGACACGCCUUCCCCUCCAAUACGACGCAGCUUCAAUGAAGCGGCUCGACUCCUCCAGGGGAUUAAUGAAAUUGAAGUGAUCCCUCUCAGCCUGCCCGGCCUCGGAGACAUCUACCAAGACCUCGUCCGGUAUAUGGCGCCACUAGGGACCGAGCAUUACUCCGAGCUAUUCAAUCGAACUGGGGAGCCGGCAAUACCAUCACUCGACACCAUUGGCCUUAUGUCCGUCGAGGGAACAACCUUGAAGGGUUUCUUCGAAAUGAACGCCCGUCGACAGGAGGCUGCAAAGAAGUACCUUCAGUUGUUCUGCGACAACAGGAUCGAUGCCAUUCUGAUGCCAGUGGCAGCUCACACAGCUGUUCCUUGGGAUAAAUGGGCGAACGCAACCUAUACCGGCUUGUGGAACUAUCUCGACUACCCUGCCGUCGUCAUUCCAGUGGACAAGGUACAGGACACAGAUCUUGCAGACGAUGUUUUUCAUGCGAAGUAUGGUCCUGGAGAUGCCGAACUUUACAAACUCUACACAGGCCCGGAGUUGUACAGGGACGCUCCAACAGCCGUGCAGGUGGUUGGGUAUCGACAAAUGGAUGAAGCGCUGCUCAACACUGCCAUUUUUCUUGACUCGAUCAUCAAUGGACGGAAAUAAUGAAAGACAGUACUUGAAGCAGGGACGAGGUAGAGAUUCAGUCGAUCAACGAACAUAGUAUCAGGACGAACUUAUCUUCCCCAUGCAUCUUUUGCUCCGUGUAUCUUCUUUUCCGCGACAGAAUAUCCCAGCGCCAGCCAAUUAUU